GAAAAACUAGAAACCUCGAGAAUUGAACAAAACAGACAAAUCGCCAUUCCCAAUCUACCUGCCUGCCUACCUACCUACCAAUUUACCAGACAUCAAACAUCGUUAAGCAGACAUGCCUACGAGAACUUCGCCAACGGGGUUCCGCCCACUGGAGGACACUUUGCUGUUCAAGCCGCUGAAGCUCGGCAGCAUCAGCCUCGAGCAUCGAGUCAUGAUGGCGCCAUUGACUCGUAUGCGAGGCACCAAGUUGUCUGAUGGCAUUUGGAUUCCUGGUGAUCUACAUGUCGAGUACUACUCUCAAAGAGCCAGCAAAGGCGGCUUCCAAUUGACGGAGGCGUGCCCGAUCAGCCGUUAUUCUUGCGGAUAUCCCGGGGUUCCUGGUAUCUUUACUCCGGAGCAGAUCGCAGGCUGGAAACGAGUGACGGACGCCGUUCAUGCUAAGGGCGGCUUCAUCUUCCUUCAGCUCUGGCAUGUUGGUCGCGCCACUGUUCCAUCAUUGCUCGAUGGCAAGGACUGUGUCAGUGCGAGCAAUAUUCCCAUCUCCGGCAAGGCAUUGGAUGGCUCUGAAUAUGGCGCAACACCUCCAAAGGCCAUGUCAAUUGAAGAGAUCCAGGACACGGUCAAGGAAUUUUCCGCUGCGGCUAAACGAGCCAUGCAAGCUGGAUUCGACGGUGUGGAGAUACAUGGGGCUAAUGGCUAUCUCCUCGACCAGUUCCUUCACGACAAUGUCAACGUCCGGACUGACAUCUAUGGCGGAUCUAUUGAGAACCGCUGUCGAUUCCCCAUUGAAGUCAUCAAGGCGGUCACUGAGGCCGUUGGAGCAGACAAGACCGGCAUCCGCCUGAGUCCGUACAAUUACUUCCAGGAUACACGCGACUCGAACCCCAAUGCCCACUGGGCUUACCUGUGCGAACAACUAGCAUCACUCCCCACCGAACAUCGUUUGUCUUAUGUUCACAUGGUGGAGCCACGAUUCGACGAGGUUUUGGACGAGAGCGCCAAAUUAUCAUCUCUUGCUGAGACAGCCACAACUGCCAGAGCCACUGAAGGAAAGCCGUCUCUCGUGCCUUUCCGGCAGAUCCUGCUGAAGGGAGACAUCAAGUUCAUUGCGGCAGGCAAUUUCAAUGCCGAAAAUGCGGCUCCCAAACUUGAGUCUGGUGACGCAGACGCCAUCAUCUUUGGAAGGUGGUUCAUCGCAAACCCUGACCUUCCCUUCAGGCUCGCUGCAGGCCUGCCUCUAAACCCCUACGACCGCAACACCUUCUAUGGCGCUGAUCCUCCGGAAAAGGGAUACACUGACUAUCCAUUUUACAAGGCGGUCGAAGCUACCGCAUGAAGGUCGCAUCUUUGACCAAAAAAGGAUGGGGAUUAUUGGACCGUAAGCAUUUAGACACGUUUUGUUUGAUAGAUAGAGGACACGAGCGUUGCAUUUCGUUGCUCAAGAGCGCAACGACGGAGUUCGACUCGGACCGUCUGGGGCAUCUUGGCCUCCUAAGGUUGUGCGAUUCUGGCAAAAUUCCAUGCUCAAGAAGGUCAAACACGAGCUUCGUAGGUAGUGGUGGGCGAGCAUUUGCAUAGACUCAAAAAACCCGUAGUCAUCAGGAUAGCGAAAACUCUCCCAGC
This is a messenger RNA of Exophiala mesophila, 1623 nucleotides long. RefSeq lists its product as uncharacterized. The transcript is spliced from 3 exons. Gene Ontology annotation, molecular function: FMN binding; NADPH dehydrogenase activity. The record is from RefSeq and is a predicted model, not a curated record. Bases 113 to 1336 code for a protein of 407 amino acids. NCBI's taxonomy places the organism in Eukaryota, Fungi, Ascomycota, Eurotiomycetes, Chaetothyriales, Herpotrichiellaceae.